Molecule: messenger RNA, 3359 nt
Organism: Thunnus maccoyii (southern bluefin tuna)
Lineage: Eukaryota; Metazoa; Chordata; Actinopteri; Scombriformes; Scombridae
Gene: septin5b
Product: septin 5b
Exons: 11
Coding region: 686-1828 (380 amino acids)
Biological process (GO): cytoskeleton-dependent cytokinesis; regulation of exocytosis
Cellular component (GO): microtubule cytoskeleton; synaptic vesicle; cell division site
Molecular function (GO): GTP binding; GTPase activity; molecular adaptor activity
Source: RefSeq, a predicted model, not a curated record
CAAGAAAACAAUUAAAAACAUAAUAACCUAAAUAUCCAGUAUCCAUAAUAAUCAGAUGUAACUACUUCAAUUAAAUAGAUUAAACGGAAUAAAACAUUUUCAAACAUGAAUACAAUCAACAAAAAUAAAUAACAGCCAUAAAAUAAAGUAUUCAAGUCUUCUUACUCUGAGAAUAAAAACCAAGCAGGUGAUUCAACCAUCAGCUCCUGAAGAGCAACAGCGCCUCCAGCUGGUGAUUCUUAUGAACUGCAAACACCUUUCACACAAUAAAUAAUCUGACAAUCAUCAGACCAGUCUGCAUCCGGAGCUCAACCAUGUCACAUAUGGAGAUUUAUUUGCGUGAUUUAGAUUAAUUUCUGCACAUAUCAUCACGCAUAUCAUCACGCAUCUUCCUCCUCCUGCUGCGGUGUGAUUCUGCAGAUUCUCUUUAUUAAAGGGACCCGUCGCGGCUCCAGACCCUCCUCUUCCUCCGGGUGUUUGGACGCAUUUUCCACCAACUGUGUCCGAGAUGACGGCGGCCAACAGCAGGUACAGGAGCCGCACAGCCCGGUCAGGUAAGCUGAGCCUCCAACCCUGCAGGUGAUCAACAACCUGCCGCGCGCGCGCUUCACAGCUGGCUGCUUAAUUAAGCAUCGAUUAAUGAGAUGAUUUUUCUGUUUCUUGCUCUGCUCCUGGAAACGGCUUCAUGCUUCAUGCUGCUGCUCCCCCCCCCACACCCCUCCAAAAAACCGGACUGAUGUCUCCCGGAAUUCACGCCACAGAUGACGGAGAGGAAAAAGAGUACGUUGGUUUUGCGACGCUGCCCAACCAGGUGCACAGGAAGUCGGUGAAAAAAGGAUUUGACUUCACUCUCAUGGUGGCAGGUGAGUCUGGCCUGGGUAAAUCCACCCUGGUAAACAGCUUGUUCCUCACUGAUCUGCAUAAAGACAGGAAACUGCUGAAUGCCGAGGAGCGUAUCAGUCAGACUGUGGAGAUCACAAAGCACACGGUGGACAUUGAGGAGAAGGGGGUGAAGCUGAAACUCACUAUUGUGGACACCCCGGGUUUUGGAGAUGCUGUCAACAACACAGAGUGCUGGAGGCCAGUCACAGACUACAUUGAUCUCCAGUUUGAGCAGUACUUCAGAGACGAGAGUGGACUCAACAGGAAGAACAUCCAGGACAACAGAGUGCACUGCUGCCUCUACUUCAUACCUCCGUUCGGACAUGGGCUUCGUCCGGUUGAUAUCGAGUUCAUGAAGGCGCUUCAGGAUAAGGUCAACGUGGUUCCUCUUAUCGCUAAAGCUGACUGCCUCACACCCAGUGAGAUAAAGAAACUCAAAGAGCGACUGAGGGAAGAGAUAGAUAAGUACGGGAUAAAGAUCUACCAGUUCCUUGACUGCGACUCUGAUGAGGACGAGGACUUCAAGCAGCAAGAUAAAGAGCUGAAGGAGAGCUCUCCGUUUGCGGUGAUCGGCAGCAACACUGUGGUAGAAGCCCGAGGUCAGAGAGUGAGAGGGAGGCUCUACCCCUGGGGGAUUGUGGAGGUGGAGAACCCGUCCCACUGCGACUUUGUGAAGCUGAGGACCAUGCUGAUAAGAACCCACAUGCAUGACCUGAAGGACAUCACCAGCGACUGUCACUAUGAGAACUACAGAGCUCAGUGCAUCCAGACCAUGACCAGUAAGAUGAAUGCGGAUAAGCGGGUGGAGAGCCCCAUCCCGAUCCUGCCGCUGGCCACACCCGACGUGGAGACGGAGAAACUCAUCAAAAUGAAGGAUGAGGAACUGAGGAGGAUGCAGCAGAUGCUCCAGAAGAUGCAGCAGCAGAUGCAUGAGCAGGAUCUGUGACCUCUGACCUUUAUACCUUUCAUUUUGGGCGGGGACACACACACAAGAUAAUCAAUCACAUAGCACAGAUUUAAAGCUUCACUAACGACAUCUCUACAUGGGAUGAGAUCAGAACAGUUCAGAUGUGACACAUUAAAUGCAUGGAUGAAUGACAGCAUGCUGGGAGAUGUAUUUUAUUAGUUUAAAUGGGUUUUUUUUUAGCAUUAUUAAAACUUUCAUUAAACUUUUUUUAAUGCAGUCAUUAGCCAAGUGAGUCUAGUUAGGCAAUAGAGAGUAGAUUGCACUUUGUCACCUUUAGAUCUCCGUAGAUUUCCAAGACAAAAUACUAAAGACUAAUGCACCAUAAACCCUGAUUCAUUUAGGGACUGUACACAAAUUAUUAGGGUGGGGGGGGGGGCUGAAGAUUAUUUUUAACUUUUUUAAAAAGCAAGGCCUUCCCCAGCAUCAUUAGAAAAUUUUAACCCUCCCACCAAGAGAAAAACUAUAACACCCUCUCUGCAAUAUCUUAAUAUAAUAGUAAUAUAAAUAUAAAUGAUUAUAUACAUAUAUAAUUAUUAAAUAUAAAUCAAUAAUAAUAUAAAUAAUAUAACACUUUUGUGUUGGUACGGUUUUGCUAUUAAAAAUAAAGUGCACAAUGAAUUUAAAAUUGAAGUUUAAACUUUAAAUUCCAGCCAUUCUUUAUUUAGGAUAGAAUUGAAUAAAACUUUAUUAUCCCACUACGUCUUUGUCUCACCAUUAAAAACAACACAAUAAAAACAGUGAAGACACACACAAGGUCAAACAGAUAUUCUAGUGCUGUUUGUUACAAAGGAUCCCUGAUAUAUAUUUUGUUGACCAGAUGUGUCCUUUAACUUUCAGACGAGAUGUCACUGUCAUUUUUUAUAACACAUUUACUUUUUUGUACACAUUUUUUCUGUAGUUCUACUUUCUGUUAAGAUGUAGAAUAAUUAGGCUACGCUUCCCUCAGCAAAAAACAACAACAUAACCCUCCCUUAUUCCCUAAUAAUUUUCACACAGUCCUUUAAUAGUUAAUGCACUGAUUGCGUGGGCAUCUACGUGUAGAGUGACGCUGAGGUUGAAAGGUGGUUGGUGGUUCAUCAUUCUUGUUCUAGUGAUUCUGAGUGGUGCAGUUUGUCACUGUUGGUUUUCCUUAUAAUAACUUAUGGCACUUAUAAACAGUAUGUCGCUCCUGUUCUACUGUCGUAAACCACUUCACACCACCAUGUGAGAAUUCUAUGCUGAUCAUGAUGUGUCACUGUGUAGCCAUAGCAACUGUGGCUAAUAGCAAUAGCAACCAUAGCUUUGGACAAAGUUUGACCAUCGAUCUUAGCUGUAUUCCAAUUGACACUGUGUCAAAAUGUCAUUUUUAAAAAUGUAUUUAUUUAAACCUGUGAUAACUGACUUUUUGUCCACUUUGGGUCAAGUUGUGAACACAAGUUAAUGUGUUGAACUUGCAAACAGUUUAUUGUUUAUUUCCACAUCCAGCAGUUACGGAGCAACGUUAUCAUUCAUUUGGAGUCGUGUUUCUGUC